AUGCUUUGCAUGGUUGCGAUGGAGCGCCGGAGCCAAGUCGAACCCCAGACACCUGAUGAGGCUGAUCUAGAAGUUUUCUUUCGUCCUGAGAAUGUUGCAGUCAUCAACAGACUGCGUCAUCUUUUUGUUUUAGCUGGUGCUGAUCAUGACUUCGUAGGGUUCAAGGCUGUGGAUUACGAGUCACUCGAGCCUAGUGGUCGUCUUGACAUCGAUAAACUCAUCGCCGAUACCGACGAUGCCUCUAGAGCGGAAUGGAACAACACAAUGUCCAUUUCCUCUGUACCAACACAACAGCUUCAUGCUGUUAUCAAGCAACAAGCUGUCGAUGCCCGAUUUCUUUCUUCGAAGAACAAACUGGGUGCGAGGCAUCGUACCGAGCAGGAAUCCCUUGCUCGAUUGCCUCCAGCUGAUCAGAGGCUACUGCACUCCGAGGCUCGCCUCAGGGAGGUUGUACUCGGCCGAUCAACAUGGGAGGCGGCUGAUGUCGAUGUGUCCGAGUCCACAGGUGAUGAUGACAUUGUCUGGGAAAUGGUUCCUCUGUCAGUCUCUGUGGACCUUGAGGACUCAUCCCUAGACCGUUCAGGGGCCUUGUUUUAUCGGACAUUGGACAUUUCUUCCAGUAUGACGAACAAGCCUUACCGACAGUUCAUUGAUGCGCAUGGUCCCGUGCGCUCUUUGAGUUGCUGA
Podospora anserina S mat+ is the source of this 687-nucleotide messenger RNA. RefSeq lists its product as uncharacterized. NCBI's taxonomy places the organism in Eukaryota, Fungi, Ascomycota, Sordariomycetes, Sordariales, Podosporaceae. Bases 1 to 687 code for a protein of 228 amino acids. The record is from RefSeq and is a predicted model, not a curated record. The transcript has a single exon.